Molecule: messenger RNA, 1797 nt
Organism: Cucurbita maxima (winter squash)
Lineage: Eukaryota; Viridiplantae; Streptophyta; Magnoliopsida; Cucurbitales; Cucurbitaceae
Product: laccase-1
Exons: 5
Coding region: 1-1731 (576 amino acids)
Biological process (GO): lignin catabolic process
Cellular component (GO): apoplast
Molecular function (GO): copper ion binding; hydroquinone:oxygen oxidoreductase activity
Source: RefSeq, a predicted model, not a curated record
AUGGGGAGCCUCAGCCAGCAAUGUGGGAUGCUGUUGAUAUCCAUAGGCAUCUUCCUAGCUGGUUUUAUGUCAUUUAGCUUUGCUUCUCCUGUCAUUAAACGCUUUGAGUUUAAUGUGGAGUGGAAGAAGGUGAGAAGGUUGGGCCAUACAAAGCAACUUCUAACUGUGAAUGGACAGUAUCCAGGGCCAACCAUUGCAGUUCAUGAAGGUGAUACUGUUCGAAUCAAGGUCAACAAUUGCAUGAAUGAAAAUACAACCAUUCAUUGGCAUGGGGUGAAGCAACUAAGAACAGGAUGGGCAGAUGGUCCAGCUUACAUAACACAGUGUCCUAUCAGAGCUGGUGAAUCAUACACAUACAAGUUCUCAGUGAAUGAUCAAAGAGGGACACUAUGGUGGCAUGCACAUAAUUCAUGGCAACGAGCUUCUGUGCAUGGUGCCUUCAUCAUUUACCCUCGCAUGCCUUACCCAUUCUCCUCUACUCCCAUUGAAGCUGAGAUUCCUAUUCUCUUUGGUGAAUGGUGGAAUGGAGAUGUGGAAGAAGUUGAAAACGAGAUGUUGAAACAUGGAGGUGGGCCUAACGUUUCUGAUGCCUACACCAUAAAUGGCUUACCAGGACCUCUAUAUCCUUCCUCUACCAAAGACACAUUCAUUUCAACAGUAGAAAGGGGGAAAACUUACCUGCUGAGAGUCAUCAAUGCAGCACUCAACAAUGAACUUUUCUUCGCCAUAGCCAAUCACACAUUGACAGUGGUGGAAGUUGAUGCUGCAUACACAAAGCCCUUCAAUACCACAGCCAUUAUGAUAGCUCCUGGCCAAACCACCACUCUCCUGCUCAAUACAGAUCAAGUUCCAGAGCACUCUCAAAUGUUCCCAAUGGCUAUCACACCCUAUGUAACUUCAAUUUUCCCCUUCAACAAUUCCACCUCCAUUGGUUUCUUGAGAUACAACAGCACAAAAAUCAAGAAAUUUAGCUCACAAAUACCUGAAAACCUCCCAGAAAUGAAGGAUACUGAGUUUGCUACGGCAUUUUUGAACAAACUCCGCAGCCUUGGAUCUCCUAUGUACCCAUGUAAUGUUCCUAAGACGGUUCAUAAAAGAGUUGUCAUAACUAUAAGCCUCAACCUUCAAGAUUGCCCGUCUGGGAAAUCUUGCCAGGGUUUGAACGGGAAGAGCUUCUUUGCUUCUAUGAACAAUCAAUCCUUCGUUCGUCCGGCUUUGUCCAUAUUGGAAUCGCAUUACAGAAACACGGCUUCUAAGAGCUACUCUUCCGAUUUUCCAGAAAAACCUCCGAAGGUUUAUGAUUACACGGGUGCGAACCCAUUGACGAACAACAUGAACGCAAAAUUUGGAACUAGGGUUUUGGAAGUUGCAUACGGGACAGAUUUGGAAAUCGUGUUUCAGGGGACAAGUUUUUUGAAUGUGGAGAAUCAUCCAAUUCAUGUUCAUGGGCACAAUUUCUUCGUUGUCGGCAGAGGAUUUGGGAAUUUCAAUGUGGCCAGGGAUCCGGCGAUGUAUAAUCUCGUCGAUCCGCCGGAGAGAAACACGGUAGCGGUAUCGAUCGGAGGCUGGGCGGCCAUCAGAAUCAGGGCGAACAAUCCAGGAGCUUGGUUUAUACAUUGUCAUCUUGAAGGACAUACCUCUUGGGGUCUUGCAAUGGGACUCAUCGUUCGAAAUGGAGUAGGCGAAUCAAAAUCUCUGCUUCCUCCUCCUAAGGAUCUUCCUCUCUGCUAGAACAAUUCACGAACUUAUUAGAUUUAACUUAUAAAAUAUUUUUAAAAAUUCAAGAAUUAAGUAAAU